Molecule: messenger RNA, 1857 nt
Organism: Mycotypha africana
Lineage: Eukaryota; Fungi; Mucoromycota; Mucoromycetes; Mucorales; Mycotyphaceae
Exons: 1
Coding region: 175-1656 (493 amino acids)
Cellular component (GO): cytoplasmic stress granule
Molecular function (GO): mRNA binding
Source: RefSeq, a predicted model, not a curated record
UUAACGAGAAGCAAGUAUGAAACGUUCUAACGAUCACUCUAGCGGACAAAGCGAACAAUCGAAGAAGCCCCGUGUUUCGCAUACAGCUCAAGGAAAUUACGGGUAAAGCACAGCUCACGGAACAAAGUGCUCAUUCCAUCUAGGAACUGACAAAUGAGGUUCACUUAAUUUAGGAUGGAAGCGUAUGCGCAAUACGAUCCAAUGCAAGACUACGGAUCAACAGCAGGGCAAAAUGGCUCAGGUUACAGCGGUUAUGACCAGUCAUCAGCCGCCGCAGCGGCAGCUAUGUAUGGCAUGAGUUACAACAACCCACAAUUUUUAACUGCUCAAUACGGCAAUGCAGGUUACGGACCUGCUGCAGCCGCAGCUAGUCUUUAUGGUGCUGGUGGUGCGACUGCAGACAUGGAGCACUCAAGAACGAUUUAUCUUGGCAAUGUGCACCCUGAUACAACGGCUCACGACGUUCUCAGUCAGAUUCACGUGGGUGCGAUUGAAUCUUAUCAUCAUCUACCGGCCAAAAAUUGCGCUUUUGUCACCUUUAUUGAGUCUACAGCUGCGCAGCUAUUUUAUCAACAGCAUGCACCUUCCGUUGGGAAGCCAUUCACUGUCAAUUCCAACUAUCUCAAGGUAGGAUGGGGUAAACCGAACAAUCCCUCUCUGUACGUACAAACAGCUAUUCGAGCCGGUGCGACUCGUAACGUAUACUUAGGCAAACUGGAUUCUUCCGUCGACACAGAAGAAUCGAUUCGUGAAACCUGUUCGCAAUUUGGAGAAAUUGAACAAGUCAGGGUGCUGCCCGAGAAAAACAUUGCCUUUGUUCAUUUCUUGUCUGUUCAGUCUGCUCUGAAAUGUGUGAGUAACUUGCCUUCCCUUCCGGGUUGGGAGGAUAAGAAAGUCAACUACGGUAAAGACCACUGUGCUGAUAUGUCGGGCAAGUAUGCUGCAGUCGCUGCAGCCGCCGGUUUUGGUUUACCUACCGCUGCUGCUUAUGGAUUGAAUUUCGACCCUUAUGGUAUAAAUGCUGCCGCCGCAUAUGGCCUUCCUCCGAGCGCUGGUCCAAUGCAACAACGUACCUUGUAUUUGGGUAAUCUGCAUGAGGAUACCACGGUGGAAGAUAUCUGUAAUCAGAUGAGAGGGGGCAACAUUGUUCAAAUCAGGCAUUUACGUGAAAAGCGCAUCGCCUUUAUUACUUAUGCUGAUGCCGCGACGGCCUAUAUGAUCUGGGACUAUUAUAAUAAGAUGGGUCUUUCUAUUAAAAGGUCAAGAGUGCGCGUUAAUUUCGGUAAACCCUCUACGCUCCCCCCUCAAGUCACCCGUGCCCUUCAAGCCGGUGCUACGCGUAAUGUUUAUAUUGGUGGCAUUACUGAUUUUGAGAAAUUCACCCUUGAAAAGUUGAAAAGCGACUUUGCUCAGUUCGGUGAUAUAGAGAUGGUGAAUGUAAUGGUUGAGAAAAACUGUGCUUUUGUUAACUUUACCAGUGUUCAGAAUGCCAUGCUUGCUAUCACUGGCUACAAGGGAAACCCUGAGUACAGUAAUUUCAAGGUAAAUUACGGUAAAGAUAGAUGCGGUUAUCUUUGGAAGGCAGGCGGAGGUGCCUCCACUUCGGGCUCCACCUUUGCUAAUAGAAACCAAGAAGGCAAAGAAAAUCAGCAGUGAAGCGCCAAGCAAGAGACCACAUAAGCAUUGGUUCGUCCUCUCACACCUUCCCCACCCCCACCUCCUCCACUCUUCUUCCUCUCCGCCUAUUUUUCUUAGUGUGAUACCGUGUUUAAAUGAAGAAAAGAAACUUUCCAAUGAGUACACUUGUCAAUUUUAAAAUACCGGAAUAAAACUAGUAUAAACUGUCCAAAAGAGCCU